Pocillopora meandrina is the source of this 12795-nucleotide messenger RNA. The record is from the annotation of a GenBank genome assembly. Lineage: Eukaryota; Metazoa; Cnidaria; Anthozoa; Scleractinia; Pocilloporidae.
AAUUUCAAUUCAAAAUGGCGGCAAUUAGAAGCAGACUUUGAGAAAAGGUUGCCUGAAACAAAUAAGUUUUACGGAAAUAUAUCGUUAAAAUGCCUGAAGAAAGAAAAGAAGAUGCAGACGCCUCUAUUGCUGGCGAAGAAGAAGGCGAAGAGGAGAUUCCGUCGGACAUCAUGCCACUUUUCUUCACAAGCAAAACCCAAGAAAUAUUUGGCUGCAAGGGCGACGAGGAUGUUACGGAGGAGAACCCGCACAAGUUGAUCCCAAAGGAAGCAAUCAUUCAGGAUUUCAAAGAUAGGGCAGCUGUCUCAGAUUUUCAUCCAGCCAAACAAAUUGUUUUGGUAAGUUUCAUACCUUUUAGGUGGAUGUUGAUGGUAUCAGUAUCCGUGUAAACGUUUUGUCCUACAUGUGUUCAGCUUCUGCUGCAUCCUCAUCUUUUUGCCUGUCAGAACGUGUGUGCUACUCAUUCAGGACUUCAACCAGCCAACAUUUUUUACAUUGUAUUUUGUCCCUUUAACCCUUAAACUUUCAUGAGUGACCAUUACGGAAUUUCUCCUUACCACAUCAAUACAAAGACUCAAGACAAGUGAUGAGUGUAAUGAAAAAUAUAAAUUAUCAGUUUAUCCAAUACCGAGUUUUUUUCAACUAACAUCCAAGGAAAUGUAUGAUAGACAGUAAGGAGAAUUACUAGUGACAGAGAUCUUGGCAGUGGAAGGGUUAAUGAAAUGUCUCCAGGUCUCUCUCAUCUUAUAGCUUCUUCUGAACAUUGCCUUUUUAUCAUAUGUGUAGGACUAUGCAGCUGAUCAACUCCUUGUAGUGUAUGAUCCCAUCUUCAAGUAUGGUCAAAAUUUCUAUCUUGCUCUCACUGAAGAGGCUAAGGAGAGGCUUCUUAAUGUAAGUGUAAACUUUUAUUGAAAUUUUUCAGGAAUAAGAUCAAAUCAGGAAUAAGACCAAAUCACUAAUCAAUUAGUGUACCCCAUACUGUAACCAAUCAUCAGUAUCACUGAAUAAAGGGGGUAAGUUUCUUAAGAAACUGUGGUACUGUUUCAGUGAGAGAGUAUAAUAAGGUAAUUUUGUAUUAUCAACUGAGUUGAUAAGUUAAAUGUAAAUUGGCCACCAUAAAGAGUUUCAAAACUGACAUUUCGAGCAUUAGCUCUUUUGUCAGAGCAUCGCUGUCCCAUUAAUGAUUCACUCUUGUUAAGGACAAAUGCUUGAAACAUUAGCUUUGAAACUCUUUAUGGUGGCCUGAAUGUUAAUUAUUGAUUUCAAGUUUUUUCCACUCAGAGUUAUGGCCUAAGCAUGAAGCACACAGGCCUUAACCAAAUCCAUGCAGAAAAAAAAACAGGUUUCUUUAUUUAUAGUAUGGACUUAAAGAUAUAGUAUAUAUUAUUAAAGCCAGCUAAAUUCAAUUAAAAAAAAGAGUCCUUAAAUAAAUAGAAAAUAAUCUUCAAAACAAAUUUUGCUACUGUCUAUCUUGAUCUGCAUUACUAGUGGAAACUCUGCAAGAACUUUGACAAGAAAUUAGGUAAACUUGGUUAGUGUAAGAUUUCAGCUGUUCAUCCAAUUGAAUUAUUGUUAUUUUAUAUGCUCUUAUUUUUCCCCAGCCCCCUCAAGAUGAAGCACAAGAUGGUGAGGCAGAGGAAGGAGAUGGAGAAGACCUGAUCCUAACACUCAGAAAGUUUCCCAGAACACCACAGCCAUGGCAGUCACUUGGAAGUGAAGUUGAAGUGGAAGAAGAAAAUGUGAUAGAAAACAGACCUAAGGUCAGGAAGGGAAAUUUUUUAAAUAAAAUUUGUCUUUUAAUGUAACCUCAUACACCUUCCUAUAUGUAUUUUCCCUUCAGGUUAAAUUUAGAAUUUCAAGGAAGAGACGUGAGUUUGGGGUACCCGUGACUUUUGGUGACCGGAAUGUGUCUGAUGCAAAAGAUGGCUUUGUAGAAUGUCCUUCAUUUGAAGAUGAUGGGUUUAGCUUGCUGAAGAAAGAACUAGACAAAGGCAUACAGGUACAAAGUACAUUCUGUGUGCAUUUGUAGAUUUGAAUUGACCCACUGUUAGUGAAGUGGAAGUUACUGUCAUAUGACAAAAAUUAUUAAAUCCAAUUUGAGCUCUUAUUUAUUGAUUACAGCUGUAGCUCAUAAAAAUAGCAUAUACAGUAGUUUACAGUUAUCUGGAUAAAUUAUGCUCAAAAUAUAAACUGUUAUUCCUAUAUAUGAAUGUCUUGUUAUAGGCAGUUCCAGUGUUAACAGAUAAUGGAAAUCAAACAGAAUGGUAAGAUGCAUUGUCUUCAGAACUGAGAUUAAAUUAUGUACACUGUAUUUUCAAACAUAGAUAAAGAAGUUCAUUAACUGGUAACCAUCUUCAGAUUCCCAAAGCUUAUAGACUUGAUAUUAAAAAAAUAAACAAAUUUAUACAUGUAAUGAAAAGAAUUGUAUGCAUUCAGUUUGACUCAAUCUACUUACAGGAGAAAACCAUGUAAUGCUGUGACACAGUAUAGUGCAAGAACUUUGGAAGAGAAGUCCAAAGAUGACAUCAAAAGAGCAACAACAGACAUCAUCAGCUUUAUUGAAAAAGUCACGCCAAGGUACGCAAAAAGCCAACCCAUUAUGUCUCAAUAAGCAUGUCAUUAUAUUUUGUCUGUCAGUGUUGUCUAUACCAGUUGAUUCAUGUGAUCUUGAAUGUUUUGCUUUGUUCUUGUUGAGCCUUUUGAGUUUUGUUUGAAUACUGUCCAGUUUCAUGAUUAUUAUAUGCUCUGAUGUGAUCAAAAUCUUGAAUUAUCAGUCCUACACACAUGAAAAAAAAAAACAUGUAUCUUGCAGCAAUUUUAUAAAGAUUCAACUUGUUUAAAAUAACAGAUUUCUCUUUCAGGUUUGAGCUGGCCUUGCAGCAAAAUGAGAUACUGGAUGUGUUCUAUGAUGAUUACUUGUCUCUGGCAGAUGAUGAAACUACUUUUGGAGCAAAAUCAGACAAUUAUUUGAAGGUUUGUAAAAGUCUUUCAACAUUUUAAGAUGAGCAUAAUACAGUUUCACACUUAAAGUUUUGUACUUUAAUUAAUUAGCUGUAUUCCAUGCAGUCAUAGAAUUGUUCCCUGACAUAUGCAUUUAGGCUCAAUUCAGUUAUAAUUGCGCUAUUUUAAUUUAAUAAGGUAUGAUAUAUAAGAGAGGAUAGAGUUCAAUUUGGUCUUUAAUCAUAGUUGCAGUGAUGAACAGAAUUGGACAGCUGCUAAGCAAGAGUACAGUUAGUUAAUAAUGAGUAUGAUUACAGUCCCUGUUACUCUUACUGAGAGCUUGAUGAUGUGAAACACUUAAGUGGAGGUACCCUCAAGACCUCAAAUGUGAAUGCAAAUUCCUAUCACAGAGCCAUGACUCAUAACCUGUUAUUAAUAUUAAUUCAUUUCAUCCAAAUUCAAGUGCUACUUGCACAAUAUAUACUAUUAAUAAUAAAAUGAGGCUGCUGAUAACCAAUCUCAUUCAAGAAUCUUUUAAUAGUUUUAAUGAAAUCCUUACAUUUAACACAAUGGAACUGUGAGAGUAAUGAGCACUUACUUACAAAUUUUGACAGGAAUACCAGUCAUUUACUGAUCUUCAGUAUAGCAAGGAAAAAACAAUCACAGACAUUCAAUGGCAUCCAGUUAUCAAAGGUAAGUUGAUGGUUAUUUAUGAUCUAUUAACAACAUUGAUAAUGAAAACAGAGAGUAAACAUCAGAACUGCAUGUGGUAACAUGUCAAUUUUUCAUACCUUCAUUAGUAAUAGUGGUCCAACUUUUACCAGUAACAUACAAUAUGCUUUCCAUGUAGUUUAAUUUAAGUUGUGUUUCAACUGUAUGUGGUAUUCCUUGGUUUUCACAGGAAUCAUAGCAGUUUCCUGUGGAGAGGGCCUUUCAUUUGAUGACAGAGUAGACAAUUUUUCUCGCAUUCUUAUGACAUCUUCCCUGGUUCUUAUUUGGAGUUUUUCAGAUCCAAUACAUCCCCUGGUGAGUAUAGAAAUUUUUUUGCAGCACCAUUUUAUAUUCAGUUGUAAUUUACAAUUUUAUCUUGUAGAACAUGAUAAAUAGUAGCAAUUCUUUUUCAAUCCCUUCCUUUCAUUUUGCAUUACAUACUUUUGAAACAGAGUUAAGCCAUGAAAAUAAUUCUUGCCCUUUAACUUGAAAAGUUCCCAAGGACUAACACCAGAUUCAGGAGCAUUUUACAAAAAAAAGCCAACAACUUCCCUGAGAUAUCAGAAUACUUGUUGUCAAAAACAUCUCUAUUUUGUAGAUAUCUCAUUUGUAUUUCCUCAGCAGUUUUGUGUAACUUUAUAGCAAUUAAUAUGUAAACUUCAGUCUGAUUGCAACUUGUUCAUAAUUACCAGAGUUCUUAAAAAGAAAUUCCUUUUCGUGACACUCUCAAAGUACAGGCUGGUGUGUAGUUACUGUGUGAUUUGCUUCCAGGCCCUUCUUGAAGCUCCUGAUGAUAUAUUUUCCUUCAAAUUUAAUCCUUCUGAUCCAAAUAUCAUCGCUGGAGGAUGUAUUAAUGGACAGGUAAUUCCACUGACUGUUGUGUUCCUCUAAAUAUCAAUUAUAACUGGAUCUGAACCUGUACAUGUAAACAAAAAGUGUUUUUGCUUCUAUUAGUUGCUGUUUAAAAAAAUUUACGAGAAAAGUUAUAGUUUACAGUGUUCAGCCAAACCAAAGUUUAAAAUAUCUAUCACAUUUUACAGUUUUGUAUUUUUCUAUCAUGGAAAGCUAAGGUAUUGAGAAUAUUAUGGUUGCAGUUGUCAGUAAUCAUAAUAAUUUUUUUUCCAUUUUGUAAAAAUUAUUAGAUUGUUUUGUGGGACAUAACAAACCACAGUGAAAGAUUACGCACUCACAGGCAAUCUCAUGGCCAGAGCAAGAAGAAUUCUAUGAACUCUUUGGUGAGUAACAAGGAUUUUUUUGAAAAUAAUAAUUGAUUUUGCAGCCAGAGAGCUUGUAAAGUGAAAGGAAUGGACACAUUAGACAUCUAUAACAAACAGGAUGCUCAUAAUUACUUGACAUAGCUCAGUAUUACAAUAAUACUGAUUAUCAUUAUUACUAACAACUAUUAAUCUCUGGUCCUUAAAAUCCCCAAAGAUGCAAAUUGUAUUGAAACUGUGUGCAGUUGAUCCCAGAUAUUAAUCAUGUCUGUUAAGAUUCUUAUUCUAACACUGUGUUGUCUCAAAUUUCAAAAGCCUGGUUUUGAAGAUGAAUCAAGCUUUGAUCGAUCACCCAUUCUGAGAUAUUGUGCCGUAUCAUCAAUAGAACACAGUCAUAAGACUGUUGUUACAGACAUCACAUGGAUUCCUGAUCACAUGGAGGUAAAUAUUGUGCAGUUAUGUAUGUUCAUUUGUUUGGUUGUAUAUGCCUUCUGGUAUUUUGUUUUUGUGAGGUUCUUUGUGUGUAGAUUGUGUGCUGAAAUUAGUAAGAAGAAAGGUUUCAUUACCAGUAGAUUUGGUUUCCACCAUUUUUUGGGUGUGGUCUCUCAUCAUCCUGAGAUAGGUAGAGGAGGGGAACAGGGUCAUUUCCAAAAACAGAAGCUUGUAGUCACCCCUUACCUGGUACUUACUAAGCACUCAUUGGGAAAUGAACCUUUCCUGAGAAUAGUUCUUUUUUGGAAAGAUCAAAGAUCAGAGAGGGAAAAAAGGUAGAAUUUAAGCUUGAUGGUCAUGUUAGUACACAACAGUAAAACACCUUUCUUUUUAACAUGAAUGUGUUGGGGGAAGGCUUUAUCAAGUUCAAGUUACUGUAUGAUAGACUCUUUAUCUGUGGAUUCUGUCUUAGAUCGGCCGUAUGGGAGUUGUUGUUGAAAACAAAUCACAGCAGUGCAAUCAGUUAAUGUCCUGUGCUGCAGAUGGGUAAGUGAUAAGUGACGCUUAGUAAUACAAGGAAUCAAAUACUAUAAAAUAAUAUUUUUGAUUUUACACUUGUCAAUGUGAUCACUUUAUCACUCCAUUUACCACUUCUUAUAAACAUACAUCAUAGUAAUAUUCAUAGAUAAUUAAGCUAGCUUAUGUAGUUUCUUUGGAGAUCAAAGAUUCAAAAUUUGAUGAUCAAAAUUUCAGGCAUACAAUAAUGCAAGAAUAUAGCUUUUAAGCUAUAUCACAAUGGACCACACUAUGUGAAGAAACACAACUCUAUAGUUUUUGACUGACAAUAUACUCAUAUUUUUUUUCAUCUUCCCACUACUGUGACAAAUAAAUAGCAUCUUUCUGUAUGUUUUUUCUUCUUUUUGAUGUUUAUUUACAGUACUGUCCUUGUUUGGGACACACGCCCCAGUAAGUCUGCUGCACCAAGUCAGGCCGCAGGUCACAACCCAGUUGGAAUUCUUCCCACAUUUAAACACUUGGACUUAACUUGGAAGCCUGUCCUUAGGGUAAUUCAAGAUAAUUAAUGUAACUUAAUUUUUUUCAGGUUUUAGUUGCUUAAGUUUAAGAUCUGCAGAUGAAACUCCUACAGAGAGAUUCCCCCGUAUAACAGAGAAAACAAAAACCCUCUGUACUGACUACCAUACAAUUCUUAUGAUCAUUUACCUCUAAGAAUUUGGAUCAACAAGUAAUUUCCUAAUUGAUAUAUUUUAUUAUCCUCAUCAUCUAUCUGCUUGAUAUUUUAUUGAUAUUGAAAGGAGAAGUUAUGGGGUUACACUAUAAAAGAAUUGAUAUAAUGACUAUGUAUGAAUUCAGGUUACUGUAUCUCACUCGGUUGGUGCUGGUGAGUUUGGCCCAAGUGUAUUCAGCAUUUCAGAACGUCAAGGAGCAAGAACAUCUGGCUGUGAGUACCAUGAGUUAUCAUUAACUAACAAUAGUCUUGUCUAAUAUCUGUAAAAGCUUAAAUGUUUAUUACCUAUAACAAUUUUUUUUCUGUAGAGAAGUUAGUCAGAUUUGCUUAGAAAUUGGGAGAAAAUUGAAUGAAAAUGUAAAGUUGACUUGUAGAUGUCUAUUAACAGUACGAAUGUUGGUUCAUUCAACAAAAGUAGUUCACCUGAUUAAAUUCUGCAAUAUGUAAAUGACUUACUUGCUACUGAUGGAAUUCUCCAGGGAUAAAUUAGUCUAAUAAUACAACACUUUUGGUACACUUAAUCAGCUGUAACCCUUUACACCAAAACAUCAUUAUUCACAUUCUUUCUACUGUUCUCUAUGCAUCUCAUAAGGUGCUGACAUGGGAAUUUUUUUAACAAUCAAGACCUUCUUUGUUUGGUGAUCAUUUCUUUUAUUCUCCUGACCUGAAUGUGUGAUUCAGGGGAGAUAUUGUAAGGAGAAUUUUGAUACUGGUCACUCUAAGGGGCCAAAAAAAUUAAUUUCAGUGCAGAAGGCAUACAGGGUCACAUGAUGAUUAUACAAAUAUUAGGUGCAUGUAUGUGUACAAGGUGAGAUAUUACAUCCAUCUCUACCUGUUAUAUUUUAACAGCAAAACCUAGUGAGGAAAAAGAGACAAGGGAGAUAUCCAACUUAUCAACCGGUUUGUCCAAAGGUAGAGAUCAUGGCAAGCCUUUGGAGAAUGUCAGCUCAAAAUUUUUCAUUGGAACUGAAGUAAGUCUGUGAAAUAACACCCACCUCACUUACUCACCUCCAGCUUGUGAUUUACAAACUUUUCUCUUAUUCUCUUAACAUCUCAAGUGGGUUAUUACAACAAUAAAACAAUAGAAAGUGUCCUCUAUGGCUUAAAUACUUUUAUGAGGAACCCAUUAUCUUGCUGAUGAUUGUACUUUUGUGAUACAGUAGGUCUGCCAUGUAAUGUUGCUCCGGGUCACCUCAUCUUGACACGGUUGUUUUGUCAUAACAUUUGCAUUCAGAUGGGUAGCCUAUGUAGCUGGUGGUUUUACAUAUGUUUUAAAGCAUUGGGUGAGGGCUGGGAAAAUCUCCAGCUCCUUAGGAUACCAGAUACAUGUUGGUGGAACAUGAUGUAUAGCAUACAUAAAUACGGUUACUUUUAUGACAGGAAGGUGAUUUGGUGUAUAUGGAUUGGAAACCCGAGAAGGAUACGGACAGUGGAAAGAUCGUGUGUAAGUUUGUGGUUCAUGCUUUAUAAUGGCUUGUUUUUGGAUUUUAACUUAUAUUACUAAGAUCUUUUGGCGCAGCACCCAGCCUUUUGAAAUUUUCCAUUAGCCAGCCAGAAAUUUACUAAACAACCAAUUUCCUCUAUGUCACCCAAAAUACGAAAUAUGACUUUGCCCAAGCUUACAGCAGUUUCCAGGAACACAGUAAAAACGUCUGAAAAACUGUCUAAUUUAAAGAUUCAUUUCUUCCUGAAAACUACACUCUGCUGAGUGAAAUGUUUUCAACAUUACCAAAUAAAGAAUCCUUACACUAUUUUUGCACUGGUAACAAUGUCGUGGGAAGAUUAAGAUCAAGAGGUUGUGAUCGUUAGUUUUGUUUUGAGCAAGAACAAAUUAUGAAGGUAAACUGUCUCUUUUCUUUAGCCCCCCGUCCUGAGCAAGUGUGGUUAGCACAUGAUGGCCCCAUCACCACCCUACAGAGGUCGCCUUUCUUCAGGGAUAUACUUCUUACGGUGGGAGGGUGGACUUUUGCAAUUUGGAAGGAAGGAGUAACGGUAUAGUGCUUUAAUUCUCUUUAGUGUUUCCUUCGAUUAACUAAGCCGAUAAUAGUAAUUAUAAUUACAAUGAGGACGACUUCGAUCGUCGCACAUAUGAUGCGGACGUUUUGUGUGAUCGUCAGAAACGGUGGAGCUUUUGAAAAUUUGGGAAAAACGGGAGGUGGGCUCAUCACUUUUCAGGUCAAAUACAUGACCUCACCCAUGACUCUCAAAAUGUUCCUUUAGGUAGCUGUAAGUGCAGUUUAAAACGUAUGAGUUAAAAAAGUUCAGCAGUAUAUUACUUCGUCAAGGGCAACCCUAAUGAAACAAUUUGUGAGAAGGUCAAACAACUGAACAUGUUUCCAAGCCAGUUUUCUGCUGCGCUAUCGAUAUUUUCCGUAACAAAACGUGGGGGAGGCUAAGGUGUGCUUCCCCUUGGGUUUCCUAACCCCCCCUUGCUCCUUCACCUAUGUUUUGAUUGGGCGAUUAUUGAUAUUAAUUUUACUGACAGAAACAAUGACAGUGAGGAUUGUUUCUUAAAGAAGUGACUUCGGGGUAGUUUGAUUCAUUCUUGGUGUCGAAGAAUGUUAACUUAAAAAAAAAAUUGAAACACGAGAAAUGGAAGUGGAGUGAUAAAGGAUGCUGUUCAUAUACUCGGAGUGCAAACACAAUAUAAGAGGUAUCACCUUUUGGAGUUCAGGCACUCAUGUCCAUAUGGCUUCUCUUUCUCUUCUUUUUCUUCUUUGUGUCUCCCUUUCUUUCUUUCAUUCUUUCUCUCUCUUUCUCUUGGGUACAGAAUGGUCCUCUUCUUCAAUCAGCGAGUCAUUUAAUGAGAUUGACAAGGGGACAUUGGAGUCCAUCAAGACCAGGUAACAAACCUAAAUACCUUCAGGGAAAGUAGCGGAGGUAUAGUACCUCUCAGACAUGUAUAACAAUGUAAAAAAGGUGUGAAUGAAACAAAGAUUGAAAAGGAGAAUUUGUUGAGAGAUUAAAGCCUAAAACUAAUUAGAAUUAAGUAACGUUACUGGUGAUUUGAGUUGGGAUUGAUGUGUGGUACUGAUUCAGAAAAGUGAGGGAAAGCUUAAACUGAACACGGGUGAUUUAGAAUGAAGAAGCUGCUUUGAACGUGUUACAGUGUUUGCGAUCCAUUGUAAGCACUCAUCAUCUGUUAAAAAAUUUUAGAUCACAAACCUCGUGUACAAGGAAUUCAUCAUUUUAUUCUCAACCGUUAUUUUCAUUUCCAGGGGUGUUUUUCAUCACCAAGACCGAUGGUAAUGUUGAUGUAUGGGACCUGCUAGACAGGUAUGGAUCUAACAUCAAAUUCUCCACACUCCUCGCUUAAGGAAAUAUGAAGAUGCUAGAGGAGAAUUGAGGUUUUUUGAUAACUUGGUGGAAAUUGUGUUUAAAUGUGUACUCUUUUGUUAGGUCACACGAGCCGUCUUUAACUCAGAAUGUAACUGCUGCUCCCAUCACGACCAUUUCACCUCAUCAGGUUUCAAGUAAGUGUGACAGUAGUUGUUGCUGUAACACCUAACUGCUUUAUGUCUUGUAGUGUUACUCACAGAUGGUUUCUUGUAAAACUAUAAGCAAAGCUAUCGCAACAGCAAAUCACAACUGAUGAAAAUAAUAUAAGGAGCCAAUGUUAACUAAAAGUAGCCUGCGUUACUGGCGAUCUGCGGUUUUAGGGGCGGAGAGAAAAAUGAAAGACUUUCAUUUUUCUCUCCGCCCCCAAAACCGCAGACCGCCAGCAACGCAGGCUAAACUCAAAGUUAAACGGCAAACUGCUCUGUUAGCUGGAAAACGUGCGUAACGAAGUGGCUAUGGGUGUGACUUUUACAUCUGAUUGGUGGAGAGGAUGUGACGAAUUUUCUAUACCCAUAGCAGAGCGAAGAAAAGAAAAAGAAAACUCAUCCAAAAUUACUUUCUACACGUGAUACUGAAUUUCUCUGACGAUCGAUAUGAGUAGUAAAGAAAUCUGUCAUCCAGCUCGUAGAUAUCUCGGCUGCUGUAGUCACUGUAUUACUCGCUUGAUCUGGAUAUUGCUCUAUUCAAGGACUGUCAAAGGCAGUUUUCAAGUGGCACUGUCGCUUCUGUUCCAUGUUUAGUGACGAUUGUAUGUUUGUUUGUUUGGUUAGGUAAGCAGCAGCUUCUAGCUGUCGGUGACGGUAUGGGAACAUUACAUGUCAUGGAGGUUCCUUGGAAUCUUAGGCACCCAUCUGCUAAUGAGGUAAUUUGUUUCUCUAUUUUCGUCCUCGAACUUUUGCCGAGGAGUGUGUAUUCAAGUAAUAUAAGGCUGAAACUAGUACUAUGUCUGAUAAUACUGAUGUAGAAAGAUAUUUUACAGGACUCUUGUUACACGUAUGUGAAGUGUCCUUUCCCUUUCGUGAGAAUAGAGUAGUCACCCUCCCCCCCCCCCCCUUCCGGCACUUCGUUUAGGUACCAGACGAUACACAUAUGUUCAUCUUCAUGUGUUGGUUACCGGAGGAGGCAGUGCGAGGCUUGACAUGUUUGUUACUUGGUCUGAUCAUUUGAUUAAGUAGGCCCAUGCCCAUGUAGUCGAGUUGAUUUCAUGUUUACGUCUCGUAGGCCAAUGCAAUGGAAAACUUUUUUGAACGAGAAGUUAAGCGACUGGCAUUCGUGGAAGAGAGGAUGAAGAUCCGAGAACAGGAGAAAAAACAGCUGGACGCUGAAGAAAGCAAGCGGCAACAGGUUAGUUAUAAUCAGCUGGAAAAAGUAAAAAAACAUACAAAAGUAGUAAUGAUAUCAUAAACAAAAAGUAAUGAGCAUUGAAAAGGUGGAGAGGGUAAACAUGCCAGAUCUCAUUAGUAAUUCUCCUUACUGUCUGCUAUACAAUUCCUAAUGUUCGUCUCGAGAAUUUGGUACCAGAUCAACUGAUACGUGGUAUUAAUUCUUUAUUCUCAUUACUUUCUGCUUGAUAUUGUUUGGAUAUUGUAAGGAGAAAUUCUGUCUUGGUCAUUCAUGUGAGUGAAAGGGUUAAUCUAGAAGAACUGAAACAAAAAAGGAACGAAUUGCAGACAUACAGGUACUGCUGUCCAAGCCGUGGCAUACGCAGGGCUCUGUUAUAAUUAAUAGCUUCUUCGGAAUCCAAGUAACCUUCGUCUUCUCGGAUAGGACGUAAAACCGUAGGCCCCGUCUCCUGCAGGGUUGGGGUAGGAGACGUUAAUUUCCCACGUACGAGAUUACUGUGUGGUGGAGUGGAAAUAGACACUGAUUGGUAACGUUUGGCAAUAGAAAUAGCGCUAUAUAAAUACUGUAUUAUUAUUAUUAUUAUUAUUAUUAUUAUUAUUAAUAGACCAGUAACGUUUGGUAACUACAUGUAGGCACGCGCUGCGGACCUGUUUGUUCGUGAACACACACUCUCUCAUUCUCUCUUACAUUUCUGACGUCAUAGUAAGUAGAGCAUUGUGCACAACUACAAAAAGGUUUAGACUUUUCCUUUAUUGAACCCACAGGAGGGCAAACGAGCUGAGGAAAGUGACGCUGAUAUCGAGGCUAAACAGAGAAUGGUGAGUCAUGUGACAAUAAAGCAGUUUCGAUUUGUUCUCAAGAGUGUUUAGAAUCGCACGCUCUAGAUUUCUUAAGUCUCUUUUUGGAUUUAAACCGCUUUGUGCACCAUUAAUUUUCUUAUUUUCCCGAACGUUGCACAGGAAUACCAGGAAUAUUUACAAAUGGAGAAGCAGUUACUAGAAGAGCUCGGCAUCAGAGAAGAAUCAGAUGAUCCUAUUGAGGUUUAGUGCAGGUUGUAAUUGUGUUGAAUACACGUUCGUCUGUUAACAGGUCCUGUAGUUAUACUAGGUUGUAAAUAGUGUAUUUUAUACUGUUGUACAUUUUCUGGUACUUAUUUCUUCCGUACGAUUUCUGGUCUUGUCUCAUGAGGGUCGAUCGUGAGCAAAUCGUCUCAACGAGAACACACGAAGGCUCCCGAUUCUUAUUUCCUGCCACAAAAGAGUUUUCUGAGCGUUCGCGAAAACACUGAAUAUUACGUCGUGUUGCGUAGCAACAUCUGAUAAACCCAAAGACUGCUGACUCAGUUUAUACCAGAUAUCUAGCAAGUAUCAGGGGUUUUAUUUUCCAGUGCAGGUUGAUAUAAGCCGCCAACCGAACUUUAACUCAGAGCGUUUAUUUCAUUGGUAUUCACAUCUUGAACAAAAGAAUACCGCGAACGUCUAAGUCAUUGUUUACACUUGAAAUGAUUAAUUAUUUUUAAACUAUUGUCGACGUUUGAAGUAAUAAAGAAAUUCAUACCAGCAAUCAGGG